Messenger RNA from Eublepharis macularius, 939 nucleotides. RefSeq names its product olfactory receptor 4D1-like. Gene Ontology annotation, cellular component: membrane. The record is from RefSeq and is a predicted model, not a curated record. Bases 1 to 939 code for a protein of 312 amino acids. NCBI's taxonomy places the organism in Eukaryota, Metazoa, Chordata, Lepidosauria, Squamata, Eublepharidae. Gene Ontology annotation, molecular function: olfactory receptor activity; G protein-coupled receptor activity. The transcript has a single exon. Gene Ontology annotation, biological process: G protein-coupled receptor signaling pathway.
AUGGCAAUGAAUACGACAGUAACAGAAUUUAUUCUCUUGGGCUUCUCUCAGAGUUCACGGAUGCAGACCUUCCUCUUCUUCAUCUUUCUCACUAUUUAUAUCAUCACCUGGCUUGGGAAUCUGACAAUUGUCAUCACUGUAAUUUUCAUGCCUCAGUUUCACACCCCCAUGUACUUCCUUUUGGCCAACCUGGCUGUCAUAGACAUCAGCGAUUCCACAGUGACUGCAGUCAAAAUGCUGUGGGAUCUCAUCUCUCAUACAAAUUCAAUCUCCUACAACUGGUGUAUUGCCCAAAUUUUCUUUUUCCAUUUGACUGGAGGUGCUGUGGUCUUUUUCCUAGUAGUAAUGGCUGUUGACAGAUACAUAGCAAUCUAUAAACCACUGCAAUAUUUGCUUAUUAUGCAUCAAGGAGUUUGUGUAGGAUUGGUGACAGGAGCUUGGCUGGGUGGUUUUGCACACUCCAUUGUUCAAGUAGCAUUAAUACUUCAGCUACCCUUUUGUGGGCCAAAUACAUUGGACAAUUUCUACUGUGAUGUCCCACAACUAAUCAAACUAGCUUGUGCAGAUACAUAUAUUACAGAGCUGCUGAUGGUUUCGAACAGUGGCUUGCUCCUCACACUAAUUUUCUGUGUCUUACUUGUAUCAUACAGUGUCAUUUUGGUAAAGAUCAGAAUGCAUGUCACAGAAGGAAAGCACAAAGCCCUGUCUACAUGUGCUGCACAAAUCAUAGUCAUGAGUUUAAAUUUUGUUCCAGGAAUGUUCAUUUAUGACCGCCCUUUCCAGGUAUUUCCAGCAGACAAGAUAGCCUCCAUCUUCUACACUCUUAUCACUCCAAUGUUAAACCCCAUGAUCUUUACUCUAAGAAACAGAGACAUGAAAGAUUCUAUUCAAAAAUUUAUUAGAAAGAUGAUGUCAUUCACAAUUAAAAAAUCAAAAUAA